CACACCGGAGAGCUCGAGUACUAUCGUAUCAAGCCCUAUUUCGACUUGUUCUACGAUAAUGAGCGAUAGGGAUUAUGAUGACGAUGGUGAUCCUGGUGGUAUUGGUGGUAUUGAUGGUAUGUCAUCCAGCGCUCCGAUUGUAUUUUAA
Molecule: messenger RNA, 148 nt
Organism: Funneliformis mosseae
Lineage: Eukaryota; Fungi; Glomeromycota; Glomeromycetes; Glomerales; Glomeraceae
Source: the annotation of a GenBank genome assembly